AUGCGCCCAAAGGAACACACCCAUACCGAGGCACCCGCGGAUGAAGAGGAUCUCUGCCGUUGCUGUUCUACUGUUGAGGAAUUUGCAGCCGCGGCGGCCAAAAGCAGUUCAGUUGGUUCCAUGUGGUACCCAAUACGUGUUCCCUGUAGCGAUCGUAUCGCUGGUUUUAGGGCUCAGCCGAUAGUUCCUAACAUCGGUGGCAAAACGCAAGCGCUCUCCGGUGAUGGGGAAACAUUUUCCUCUACCAGUUCGUGGCAGCGGUCUUGUAGAAGGCCGACAGUUCCUGGAAUUGGGAAAAGUACACCUACUCUGGCUGCCCGGGAAAUCGACGUGGGUCUCGACGUUCUUUUACACGAUCCUGGUAGGAUCCCACAGGAAACUAGCAUUAUGGUCUAUCUUCGCCGGUGCAGAAGCACGGACAUCUUCCGGGACCGAUUAGUUGAGACGCAAAAUUUCCUGGGCAACCAUGCAUCAAGAUCCAAAAAGAAAAACAGCGGAAGAACCAGAACAUGGAUAUCGGGAUUUCCGGUCAGGUUUUCUAGCAUCAUGGCGGCUAAAACAAACUAAAUGCAAAAUGCUGAAAUAAUAAAUUAAAAGAAAAUAAAACGUAGCCAUAAAAUUAUUCUGAAAAAGUGCUUCAGAUAUGAUAACAUCCAAUAUAAACAGAAAUUAUUUUUACAAUAUUUAUAG
This is a messenger RNA of Uranotaenia lowii, 690 nucleotides long. RefSeq lists its product as uncharacterized. The record is from RefSeq and is a predicted model, not a curated record. NCBI's taxonomy places the organism in Eukaryota, Metazoa, Arthropoda, Insecta, Diptera, Culicidae. The coding region runs from base 1 to 567 and encodes 188 amino acids. The transcript has 3 exons.